AUGGCCGCCUCUCACCACGUCCUGCUCAUCGGCGGCCACGGCAAGGUUGCCCAGCUGCUGACGCCGCUGCUGCUCAAGCGGUCGUGGACCGUAACCAGCAUGAUCCGCACCGACGAGCAGGCCCCUGCCAUCGAGAAGCUCGGCAGCGGCUUGCCCGGCAAGCUCAACGUCCUGGUCCGCAGUGUGGCCGAAGUCUCUACCCAAGAACGGGCCGCGACCAUCCUGAACGACGUGAAGCCCGACUACGUUGCUUGGAGUGCCGAUCGAGACGCGGCCGUCAACUUUGUCCGCGCAGCCGCCGACAUCCCCUCCAUUGAACGAUUCCUCCUCGUCUCCUACGCGGGAUCUCGGCGUGCGGGCGCCCCGUGGUGGCCCCAGGGCGAGUGGGACGACUACAACGAGAGUGUCAACCACGGCUCGCUCGCGACUUAUUACAAGGCAAAGAUUGCCGCCGACGAGGUACUCUAUGAGACGUCCAAGAAGAGCUCUACUCUUGUUGGCAUCUGCCUUCGGCCCGCUACGCUUACCGACGAGCCUGCUGGCAAGGUUGAGCUCGGCAAGACCGCCCACGUAAAGGGCCAUGCGAGCAGGGCUAGCGUCGCGGCUGUCGCGGAUGCCUUGCUCGCCGUUGACGCUGUCAAAAAUGCCUGGCUUGAUCUCCAGGACGGCACUGAAGAUGUCGACGCCGCUGUCAAGAGGUGCGUCGAGGAUGGUGUAGAUGCGGCUGAGGGCGAGGAAAUCUUUGGCUCCAAAAUGUGA
Molecule: messenger RNA, 759 nt
Organism: Metarhizium album ARSEF 1941
Lineage: Eukaryota; Fungi; Ascomycota; Sordariomycetes; Hypocreales; Clavicipitaceae
Product: NAD dependent epimerase/dehydratase family protein
Exons: 2
Coding region: 1-759 (252 amino acids)
Source: RefSeq, a predicted model, not a curated record